GGAGAGAGUUGUGCGCACUUUUUUUUUUUUUUUUUUUUUUUUUUUUUGACGUACACUGACUUUGUCACAUUUUAAAUGGAGAACUAAAGGACAAAGCAGAUUUGCUGCAGACAUCUGUCCCAUCUGAAGUGUGCUGAGAAGAAGACGACAAUCUCUACUGCUCUUUCUCUCGAUGUCCGUCUCUGGCGUGUCGUUUUCCCAUCUGCUCCGAUGCAGACUGUCUUUGGUGGGUAGGAGUGCGAGUUUGUGCCCGGGCAGGUGUGUGCGCACUCCGGUGCAGCCCAUGGCCGGGGUCAGGUGGAACAGCUCGCGUUUGGACAUGGACGGAAGCGGCUGUCCAUCGACCUGGGAUUCCUUUGGGAUUUGGGAUAACCGGAUAGAGGAGCCCAUUCUACUGCCGCCCAGUAUCCGCUACGGAACUCCCAUCCCACACAUCAGCCUGUCCAGGGUGGGCUGCGCGUCCCACAUCGGCCGUCGCCGUGACAACGAGGACCGUUUCCAAGUGAGCAAGCUCACGCACGACAUACAGUACUUCGCUCUUUUUGACGGGCACGGAGGAACACAAGCUGCCGAUUACUGCAAAACGUACAUGGAGCAACACAUCAGAGAUUGUCUGGAGGUGGAAAAAGAUUUAGAGGUGGUUUUGUCUAAAGCUUUUCUGAAGGUGGAUGCUACUUUGGCCGAAGAGCUGCAGAUGUACGGCAACGCCUCUCUCAUGAUGGUGGGUACCACGGCGACGGUUGCGUUGCUAAGAGAUGGGAUAGAGUUGGUUGUCGGCAGUGUUGGCGACAGUCGCGCACUGCUGUGCAGAAAGGGCAAAGCUCGCAAACUCACGGACGACCACACGCCAGAGCGAAAAGACGAGAAACAGAGAAUCCGUCAGAGCGGUGGGUUUGUGGCCUGGAAUAGUUUGGGUGAAGCUAACGUUAACGGACGAUUGGCUAUGACCCGCAGCAUCGGAGACUUCGAUUUAAAGAAGAGUGGCGUAAUCGCAGAGCCUGAGACCACCCGAACUUUAUUGCAUCACGCUCACGACUCUUUCCUGGUUCUCACGACCGACGGCAUCAACUUCAUCAUGACCAACCAAGAGAUCUGUGAUGUCAUCAACAAAUGCCACGACCCCACCGAGGCAGCAAACGUCAUCGCUGAGCAGGCGCUGCAGUACGGCUCGGAGGACAACAGCACCAUCAUCGUUGUCCCGUUCGGUGCGUGGGGGAAGCAUCAGAAUGCGGAAUACUCGUAUUCCAUGAGCCGAAACUUUGCCUCGAUUGGCCGCCGGGCUUAGCAAGGAACGGUGUUCAAAAGGUCUCAACACGAGGAGGAACACUCGCAUAUACAACUGCACUGCCAGCACUGCGUUAUCUGUAUAUUAUCAAAGUGGAUUCGUAAAUUGGUCCCCCGCAACAUUGAAUAUUCGGUCAUGUGCUCGCUUGAUUUGACAGCAACAGUACAUUCAAAACACAGAGUAACUGUUAUAGUUCAUUUGGUUAAUAGUAUUUUGGUUAACAAAAUGGUGAACUGUUGUUCAGAACAGAGGUGGAGCUCUUUCAACCAGAUCAUUGGUUGCGUUGUGUUGAAAUGUGAUACUGAUAUAUUAUGUUGAAACUGCAUAUAAUGGUACUUCAGUACUGAAUACAAAAGUAUAAUUUAUUCUUAGUGUGUUGAGAUGAAAGUUUGCGUAAUUAUACCUCAUCGGUGCAAUACACCUGUACACUACAUACAGUACUUUAGUCAUGAUACUUAAGGGACAGUUCAGCGAAAAAUGAGAAUUCUCUCCUCAUUUACUCGCCCUCAUGCCAUCCCAGAUGUGUAUGACUUUCUUUCUUCUGCAGAACACAAAUGAAGAUAUAUCUCCAUAAUGGUCAUUGGUCCAAUAUGGUCCAUACAAUGCAAGUGAAUGGUGACCAGAACUAAAAUGGACAUAAAUGUAAUCCACAAACUCCAGUGGUUUAAUCCAUGUCUUCAGAAGUGAUAUGAUAGUUGUGGCUGAGAAACAGAUCAAUAUUUAAGCACAUUUUGUACUAUAAAAUCUUCACCUUUGACUGGCCCCAACCAGUAGGUGGCUGAAUGUGAAAGUGAAAGUGUAGAUUUAUAGUCAAAAAGGACUUAACCCAUUCACUUGCAUUGUGAGGACCUACAGAGCGGAGAUGUUCUUCUAAAAAUCAUCAUUUGCAGAUCUGGGAUGGCAUGAGGUUGAGUAAAUGAUGAGAAUUUUUAUUUUGUGUGAACUAUCCUUUUAACCUGACACAUGCAAUAAAGAAAACAAUUAUUUUUCUUAUG
Molecule: messenger RNA, 2280 nt
Organism: Xyrauchen texanus (razorback sucker)
Lineage: Eukaryota; Metazoa; Chordata; Actinopteri; Cypriniformes; Catostomidae
Gene: ppm1ka
Product: protein phosphatase, Mg2+/Mn2+ dependent 1Ka
Exons: 7
Coding region: 173-1285 (370 amino acids)
Biological process (GO): protein dephosphorylation
Molecular function (GO): cation binding; protein serine/threonine phosphatase activity
Source: RefSeq, a predicted model, not a curated record